CUACAACAUUUUCGUUUUAGACCGGUAUUUCGCAGCUACAAACCACAAAACGAAAUCACUCCAUGCCAAAUAAUCCCUAAAAUGGCUGCUGGAGACAUAGAAGAAGUUGUUGGCAACCAAUUGGAUCUUCUCAAUCAUACAAUAGCGAUAGACGAAAUUGAUAUUGCAAAUCUGGCACCCCGAAAGCCGGAUUGGGACUUGAAACGCGAUGUUUCGAAAAAGUUGUCUAUUUUAGACAGGAGAACGCAGAAAGCAAUAGCUGAACUUAUACGAGAGAGAUUGAAAACAAAUCAAGAAAGUCAUGAUAUAUUUCAAGUUGUUAACGUUGCAACAUCACAAGCAAGUGAAAAUAAGCUUUAAAAAAAUGAAAAUCAUAUACAAAAAAAAAAAAAAUUAAAUAUAUUUAUUUAUAGUGGCAAAUUGUAAUUAAGUGCUAUUUGUGUUUCUUCUUUAAUAAAACGUCUUUUUUGAUAUCCA
This is a messenger RNA of Stomoxys calcitrans (stable fly), 477 nucleotides long. Its product is annotated as coiled-coil domain-containing protein 12. The record is from RefSeq and is a predicted model, not a curated record. The annotation marks the transcript as partial. Gene Ontology annotation, cellular component: post-mRNA release spliceosomal complex; U2-type spliceosomal complex. NCBI's taxonomy places the organism in Eukaryota, Metazoa, Arthropoda, Insecta, Diptera, Muscidae. The transcript has a single exon.